Molecule: messenger RNA, 1832 nt
Organism: Budorcas taxicolor (takin)
Lineage: Eukaryota; Metazoa; Chordata; Mammalia; Artiodactyla; Bovidae
Gene: GPANK1
Product: G-patch domain and ankyrin repeats 1
Exons: 4
Coding region: 603-1652 (349 amino acids)
Molecular function (GO): protein binding; nucleic acid binding
Source: RefSeq, a predicted model, not a curated record
CUUAGUACCGCGUUCUGGGCCAGGUAGCCUGGGAAAUAUAGUUGUGUGAUUCCGGGGACUGCAGGGCCAUGGAGGGGAGGGGAUGGGCCGGGAGAGGAACUAGGCUGGCUGGUUGCUUCUUGCUUCUCCCAUCAAACAGCGAGCCUCAGGCCUCGGCGAGACUUUGCUGCCCGGGGCAUUGACCUCAUCCCCAGCCAGCCAGCCCUCCUGGCCCUUAUCGCCUUGCUCCUUGGAGUCAGCCCGCCAAGGAGACCCGCGACGGGGCCCAUGUUUCAUCCGGGGUUCGCGCAGCGGAGGCGGGAGCCACGCAUGCGUCUUUGUGCCCUGUGAUUAUUUGUCGACUCCUUUGCUUAGAGUAGCGCCAUUUUGCAGUACGGAAGCUAUAAAGCGACACAGACUGGAACCUCUUCCUGAAAGCUGCUUCCUGCUUCCGGAGACGUGUCGCGUUUGUUUUUGUUUGGGAAGAACUUACCCUGAAAUAGGAAGAUUUAAAGAGACAAUUUGAUUGUUUUUCUUAAUGGUGUCUGGAACUGGCUCUGGUCGCUGCAGGACCACCAGGGGCUUGGCUUCCUAGUCUCAUUUUCCUAGAUUUCCCAAAAGCCAUGUCUGGGUCUUCCCUCAUUAACUUUACCCCAGCCACUGAUCCCAGUGAUCUGUGGAAAGAUGGGCAGCUGCAAUCACAGCCUGAAGAGCUGGAGCCCAUCCUGGAUGGGGCUGCAGCCCGGGCUUUCUAUGAAGCCUUGAUUGAAGAUGAGAGCGGCACCCCUGAAACCCAGAGAGCUCAGCCUGGGCCUGCCAGGAAGAGGAAGAAAAGAAGAAUGACGAGGGAGACUGCAGCAGGAGCAGCAGGAGGACAUGGACAAAGGAGAUCCCUUGACGCAAAGGACAAGACGACCCAGCAGAUACUGAGGGCAGCCCAGGAGGGGGACCUGGCAAAACUAAAAAGGCUGUUGGAUCCCCGUGAGGCAGGGGGAGCUGGAGGGAAUAUCAAUGCUCGGGAUGCUUUCUGGUGGACCCCUCUGAUGUGUGCUGCCCGAGCAGGCCAGGGGGCAGCUGUGCGCUAUCUCCUGGGCCGUGGGGCUGCCUGGGUAGGGGUCUGUGAGCUGGGGGGCAGAGAUGCUGCUCAGUUGGCUGAAGAAGCAGGUUUCCCUGAGGUGGCCCGCAUGGUCAGAGAGAGCCCUGGAGAGACAAGGAGUCCAGAGAACCGGUCCCGAUCCCCCUCCCCCCAGUACUGUGAGACUUGUGAUGCCCACUUUCAAGACUCUAACCACUGUACAUCCACUGCUCACCUGCUGUCGCUGUCCCGGGAUCUCCGGCCCCCCAUCCUACCACUUGGGGUCUCUACCUCCAGCCCAGGCUUCAAGCUGCUGCUGAGGGGGGGCUGGGAGCCUGGAAUGGGGCUAGGACCCCGGGGUGAGGGCCGUGCCAACCCUAUCCCCACUGUCCUCAAGAGGGACCAGGAGGGGUUAGGCUACAGACCAGCACCUCAGCCCCGAGUUACACAUUUCCCAGCUCGGGAUAUACGGGCAGUGGCUGGGAGGGAGAGAGCCCCUAGGGUGACCACACUGAACCGCAGGGAGGAGAAAAGGCAGGAAGAGAAGGACAAGGCCUGGGAGCGGGAUCUGCGGACAUACAUGAACCUCGAGUUCUGACUUGGGCAAGUUCUGACCUUGGUGUGUUGCUGAAGUCUGAACUUGGGCGCCGAACUUAGACACUUGGGCUUCUACUUCCUGAUGUCUGCCCAGGUUCCACACCUUCUGGUUUUGAUCAGUGGACUCUGCCUUCAGUAGAAAGAAGCCAAAAAUUGAGAAAUAAAAUCAAGCUUUUCUCCC